AUGUGCCGGCCUUCAAGUGUUGCAAUAACAGAGGUACUAUGGGUUCCCAAACAUGAGAUCGAUUCAAAAUUAGAACAAGUCACGUUAAGACAUAUAAUACAUUAUGGCACAAACAGAUAUCCUAAUCUUAUACGUCGUCUUGAUUUAAAUACUUCCCAAGUGCAUCUCCGUGAAUUAAACACUGGAAUAUCUUUUACACAUGGUGUAAGCUUAAUAAACGGAACUGGUGUUAGGCCUGUUAGACGCGACGCAAUAAAAGAAUUUCAAUUUCUUUCUCAAUAUAAACAAACUUCAUCGAUAAUUGAAUGGAAUGAUUCUGUCGAUUUGUUGUUACCGAAUGUUACAGACAUGCAAACUUUGAUAAGUUUAGCGAAAAUGUCUUCAAAUGCGUAUAUCAAAUGUGAUGAUGAUGAUUGGUAUGAUCUAGGCAAACAUUAUAAUGUGAACUCUACAUUCGGAUGGGAAGAUGAUGGUAUACGCGGAUAUGUUUUUGGAAAUAAGAACAAUAGUUUAAUGGUUAUUGCGAUCAAAGGAUCCAGUGUAAGAUUUAAUGAUGGAGGACCAACCGAAGAAAAAGAUCGUAUUAAUGAUAAUCGAUUAUUUUCUUGUUGUUGUAAAAUUGGUUGGCCAUGGACGCCAGUGUGUGAUUGUCAUAAAGACAAUAAUAAAUGUGAUUUGGAUUGUGUACAAGAUAGUGUGGACGAAAGAAAAUUGUAUUAUAAUUCAAUUUUGGAAAUGUUUGAAAAUAUAACAAAAGAAUACGAAGAUGAGAAUCUACAAGUAUGGUUAACAGGUCAUUCAUUGGGAGGAACUCUUGGAUCUUUGGUUGGAUCAUCCUAUGGGAUACCAACUGUAACGUUUGAAUCACCAGGUGAUAGAAUGGCAGCUAGUAGAUUACAUUUACCAAGACCACCUGCCCUACCAGACGAUAAAAUGAAUAUUUGGCAUGUUGGUAAUAAUGCUGACAGUAUUUUUAUGGGUUUAUUGGCGGAAGAAUUAGACUGGAGUGUUAAUGCUAGAAAUCAUCCUAUUAUGAAAAUCAUCAAUGAAGUUUUAAUUCCAUGGGAAAAGGAUUAUAAUUUCACUAUUCCAGAAUGUAAGCCUGAAAAGGAUUGCGUGGAUUGUGAAAAUUAUAAAUUUGUUUGA
Messenger RNA from Entrophospora candida, 1146 nucleotides. Lineage: Eukaryota; Fungi; Glomeromycota; Glomeromycetes; Entrophosporales; Entrophosporaceae. The record is from the annotation of a GenBank genome assembly.